Molecule: messenger RNA, 2549 nt
Organism: Lontra canadensis (Northern American river otter)
Lineage: Eukaryota; Metazoa; Chordata; Mammalia; Carnivora; Mustelidae
Gene: RGS8
Product: regulator of G protein signaling 8
Exons: 7
Coding region: 429-971 (180 amino acids)
Source: RefSeq, a predicted model, not a curated record
UCCUGCUGUCAGCAGCUGUCUGGGGCAAGAUCUUUAUGCUCCCUGCUCCCUGAGCAGCAACCAGCCUUCAGCCUUCAGCAGAGCUCAUUAGAAGAGGGCCCCCUGGACACUUGAUUUUCAGCUCAUCGGUGGCCGGAAAGAGUUAAUACCUACGGCUUCGCAGCCCCCUGCACAGCCUCUGGGUGCAGAGAGAGGCAGCUUUGGGCUGUGGGGACUUCUCCCUGAGCUGCAGCCCGAGAGCAAGGAAGCAGAACUCCUUAACCCGCAGCCUCUCUGACCACCCAGUUGGCAAAGACCCGCAGGCCAUGAGGACUGGUCAAAGACAGUGAGAGGCCGCGAAAGGGUAAAUCCCUGUGCCCCGCAGUCCUAUCUCCCGCCCUGACGUCCCUGCACAUCGGCCAGAGGGUUAACCGUAAGCGGGUGCCUGUAUGGCCGCUUUACUGAUGCCACGCAGGAACAAAGGGAUGAGGACCCGCCUGGGAUGCCUGUCUCACAAGUCAGACUCCUGUAGCGAUUUCACAGCUAUUCUUCCCGACAAACCCAACCGUGCUCUAAAGAGACUAUCCACAGAAGAAGCCACGAGGUGGGCAGAUUCCUUUGAUGUGCUUCUGUCCCAUAAGUAUGGGGUGGCUGCGUUCCGCGCCUUCUUGAAGACAGAGUUCAGCGAGGAGAACCUGGAAUUCUGGCUGGCCUGUGAGGAAUUCAAGAAGACCAGGUCAACUGCAAAGCUGGUCUCCAAGGCCCACAGGAUCUUUGAGGAGUUUGUGGAUGUGCAGGCUCCGAGGGAGGUAAACAUAGACUUCCAGACCCGAGAAGCCACGAGGAAGAACAUGCAAGAGCCAUCCCUGACUUGCUUUGAUCAAGCCCAGGGAAAAGUACACAGCCUCAUGGAGAAAGACUCUUAUCCCAGGUUCCUGAGGUCCAAAAUGUACUUAGAUUUGCUGUCCCAAAGCCAGAGGAGGCUCAGUUAGACCUCAGAUGGGGACUCUUGGAGAUCACUGGCUUUUCCCCUCCCUUUGCUGCCAAGACCAUAUUCUAACAUGAAAUGUCAUAGGUGUUCAGAAAGCAAUGGCACUUAGGUUGGGAGCCUGGGGAUGAGAAAUGGAUGAAAUGCCAUUCCAAAGUAAGAUCCAGUCACCAGAGCUUGGACUCUAUUCCAUUUACCCAUGUUUGUGUUUCGGUUAGUGGUAGCACCUUGCUGCUGUUACCCUUUUAUUGGGUCAGCAAAUUGCCCUCCAUAAUGCCUUGGGUCAUUGCCACUGAGAAGGCAGAUUUGCUAUGCUGGGCUAUGUGUAAAUAAUGCAAAUGCAAUUUUCACCACUUCCACACCCUCCUCAGUUAGGAUUCCUGACUCUAACGUGUACCAUACCCCUGUGAGGAAGAGCUUAAAGACUCUGGCUCAUGUUUGUGAUUUGCUGUCACAAUGUAAUGGCCAGUCCUGGGUGCUGGGACCUCACAAUGGAGAGAGGUCUCUGGGGAAUCCCAGGUCUCUAGCACUGUCAUUAAUAGGUGGCCUUGGCAGAAGAGGCAAACUCCAUGGCUAUUUCUUCCAUUUCCAUUGGACCAGUAUGAGAAGCUGUGAUCACUGCCCAUCUUAGCCUAGGAAAUUCACAAGACUUUUUUACCCUCACAAUUCCAGGGAGGGUCUUGGGAGAUGUCUUUCAUGAGUUCUGGUGUGGAGCUGCUUUUAAGAAGGAUACAGCUUGCAAAUCUUCUUCAAUUCUACCAAGAAGUAUUCCAGAAGUCAAAUGACCAGGGAACAUAGCACCAGUAGACUUUUGUGCAAUUGGGCACCAUAUAUCCUUUCCGUUGCUUACUGUAUUCUCUGCCCUCACCUCCCUGAGGCAUCACACAUCAUGAUCUCUUAGACUGACAGACAGCUUGACAAAGGGAGGUGAAUUCCCAUAGCAUGGACAGCUCUCAUGGUGCCUAAUACUUUCCUUGUCUCUCCCUGUCCCCCCUUCCAUGCAGGUCAUGUAAUUAUGAUGGGGGAGAAUGGGAAUUUAGGCUGUAACUCUCCAGCUUGCUUCCUGGGAGCAUGCUUUCUUAGAAAGGUCUCUCUCAUGGGGGCCACCUUGGCUAAUCAGCAACUUCCUUCUUGAUCUCUGACCUUUUGGGAUUGAACAUGGAACAGGAGGUGAGGCUAAGAUCACUGUGAACAUCUGGCUGUGGAGAAUCUUCCUAAAAUGCUUUCACGGUACCCUGAGGCUGCUUUUGGAACUGUGUCAGGAAACUCUUCCUUGGAGGACGAGCAUAAAGCUCUAGCUGACUGAGAAAAAGUGGACUUUGGCACAAGUCUGUAACGCCCAAGAUGUGACUCCUCAGCAGAGAGACCAGAAAGUGGAAGAGGAGUCUAGAAGAGGUCAGUCUCCAGCUGGACCAAAUCAUGGAGAAUAUGGCGGAGGUACUAUUGGGAUAAUUCACAGCCAAUGGAUUUGGAUUCAUUGCAGAUCUCCAAAACUUUCAGCUUGACUAAAUGAAAGAACUACGAUUAGGCACAAGCUCUGGAGUUCCGGUGACUGAGAACUGGGCUGAAGCAUUCUCCCCGU